UAUAUAUAUAUAAUAUAAAAAAUUUUAUAUAUAAAAUUGUUAAUAAAAAAGAAUAUAGUUUUUUAAUUUACGACGAAAAAUGGAUAGAACUAAAUGUAACUCGUAUCAAAACACAUCUGUUUUUACUUACAUUAAUACAAAAAUCAUGGAUGUAGAUUUGUUAAGACCAGGAACAGUUCCUAUUUCACCAGAUACAAUUCUUUGGUUUGAAUUUUUAUUAAAUCCUUCUUUACUACAGAAACAUUUAUCAAAGCCUAAUCCAGACCCAUCAUCUACUGAUUUAAUAAUUAAAUUUAUAACAAUUAAUUCGGAUCAGAAGGAAAGUGAUACAAAAUCUACAGAUGUAGAAGUAAAUGAAACAAAAUCUAGUACGACUAAGUGGUCGCAUAAAAAUCUUGCAUUGAAAAUUCUUGCCUUGAAAGUAGCAGCGCAUUUAAAUUGGAAUUUAGAUAUAUUGGAAAAGAAAUUACCUUUACCAAUACAAGUAACUUUAUUACAAGAUCUGUUUUAUAUAACAACGGACACUAUCGUUGAAAUACCUGCUAUUCCUGAUUUCUCUAUACAUAAUGUUUCUGACCAAACGCUGUUUACAAUUAUCUUAUAUCACAGAUGGCACAUAAGAGCAAUUAUUUACAGAGCUUUAAAUAAUAAGCAAUCAAAACAGCAGUUUCUUCAUAUACCAGGUAUUCAGGAAUCUACUUAUGUACCACCAGGCUUAGUGGAUGAAAUUAUUAGAAAAUUAGAGAUAAAUAUACCCAAUAGUGUUAAUACUUUAAAUGCAGUCUUACAAUCAACGGAUUUAAACUUGAAAUCACUGUCUUUUGAUACUUUUCAAAUGCUUACUGAAGAUAGUACAGAAAUAAAACAAAAGUGGGAAAAUAUGUAUCCUAUCAAUAUCGAAGAAGUUAAAUGUCAGAUACAUUAUGAUUUGGCUGUAUUUCAUUUAUUACGGGAAGAAUAUCAAGAAGCAAAGAGCCACAUUUGUCAAGCAAAAGAAAUAUUUUACAGAUUUGAUAGCUCAGAACCUUUGACAUACUGCAAGAUACAAAAAGAAUUUUUAGAUGGAUGUUGUUUAGCUUGUGAAGUUCCUGUAGAUGGUGUAAAAUCCACUCUAACUCAGCAAUUACAAUCAUCGAUCAAAGAUCAAUAUUUGAAUAUAUUACAAAUUUUACAAACUGAUAAUAUGUCAAGAGAGAUACCAAAAGUCUUUAGGGAUAAUUUAGAAUUGGAUAUUCAAGGAGGAUCUGUAAAUAGAAAACUUGUUGUAGCUCGUGAUUUAUUAUUGCAAAUACAAUGUUUGAAUUUAGUUCGCAAUAUACUCAAUGAAAGUGUUAUUUUUGGAGAUUAUGUCUCUGAAAUACAAGCAGCCGGUGCUAAAGGUCUCGAUGUGCUAUUUUGGGCUCUUGAUAGUGUUAUGGAGAAAGCAACGCCUGUAGAUAAAAAAUGUAUCUCUCGUUAUAUUCUUUACAUUAUAAAUACAAGUGAUUUAGAGGGAUUGGCAUCUAGAUUACUUAAUAAUCCUAAUUACGUAACUCUUUUCAAUGAAAGGGAAUUACAUGAAAUAAGAAAAAAGGCAUCAUUUGAAGAAAUUGAAUUACCAAAUUUAUUAUUGAAUGAUGACUGGGGCAUUCCACCUAUGAGAUCUGCAUAUAAUACGAGAAUAGAAAUUUUUGAAUUAGAACAGAAACUCAUACAGUCUUAUGAUUGUCAAGAAAUUCGUGAGACUUUAUUACUCUUGGAUAGCAAACGUCGUAUGAAGCCAUCAUGGCACAUAAACAAUUAUUGGGAAUUACCUAUACCGUUACAAAGUGUUGUAAUGUCUCUUCCUCGAGGAUUUCUUCAAGAUUACUCAUACGUUCUUUUGGCUAAAAGCAGAGAAUUAGUAAUAUCUAAAGACUUUGAAGGAGCUAUUGAAUUAUUACUUGUUUUAGAAAAGGAAGUGCAACAGCAUUCACAGUCUGGAAAUACAUUAGUUUUUAAAUUAUCUAAAUUAAUUAAUUGGGAAUCAUUACUUGUUGAUAUAUGGAGGUGUCUUCAUGCUUGGCCAGCAACAAACAUAUGUAAUAUACCAAAUUUAGUUACAAGAAGUAAACAGUGUCUUGGUUCAUUGCAAGCAACUGACCAAGUUAUUCCAAGACAAGAAAUCAUUGAAUAUUGCACUGUUUUUCUAUUAAAUAUGUCCGAAUGGGAUUAUCUGACAAGCUUAGAAAAACGAUGGAGUUAUACAGAAUUUGCAGCUGCUAUUAGUAGCGUUUGUCAAGAUAUUGUUAAGUAUAAAGGGACAAGAAAAUUUCCUAGAGAAGCAUGGGAUAUGAUUUUAACAGCUUUUGGAGCAUCUAGAGAUCAACCACAAAAACGAAGUAGUAGUGGUAAUAGCGGUACUGCUGUUGGAAGUGCAUCAAGAGAUGCCAGUGCUAGUAUAUUAGGGACCUUAAACAGACUACGUGAACCAAUGGCUCUUACUGUUGUUAUUUCUCUAUUAGCACGUUUACGCAAUGUAUUACGCGAUGAAUCUAGUCUAGAAUUGCAUACACAGUAUCUUACUCUUUGGCCAGCAGGAGUACUAAAUACCAAUUUUUAUAAUAUUAGAUACAUUGGAGAAUUAUUAUUUCAAUUAUUAAUGCAAGCGUUAAAAUAUCACCCCACUAAUAUUCUUUGGUUGCGAUUAACAGGUGAUCUUAACUUUGUUCUAGGCUAUUAUGAGAGUGCAAUGAAAUACUACCUAGAAGCGAUAAUGGUUGCUAGUGAUUUCUUUAGUCAACCUAUACCACGUACACAAAUAGAUGAUCUUGUUUAUAGAAGAAUGAUUAAAUGUUGUGCUCAUUUGCAAUGCUAUACGCAAGCAGCCAUAUUAUGUCAAUUUUUGGAAGAAGUAGACUAUGCUCUAGCAUUUAAAAUGGCAGGAAGUGAUCAAAAAAGUUGUACAACAGCAGAUGCUAUGGAUGCGUAUUAUCAUUGCAUUUGGGACACAACAAUAUUAGAAUAUCUUAUUCAGUUACAUACUAAACGGGGUGAAUAUCAUAGAAAGCAACUUGCUAUUAAAACAAUAGGUUUGUUAGAAUUAAACUCUAAUAAUAAUGAAGAAAUCCAGAGAGAAGCAGCAAAUAUACGGAAAGCAAAAUUUUUAAGAGCAUUAACGAAACAAUAUGUGUAUUAAUAAAAAAAAAAGAAAUAAAUAUAAAAUUGUAUACUGUUCUUACAAUAGAAAAAUAAAAUUUAUAAUUUUGUAAUAUUUCUAAUAGAUGAUUAAUAUCGUGACUAAUCGGGCAUUAAGAUUACUCAGAAAGAAGGACGUAACUGCACAUUGUUAACAUGAUAGCACGAGAGAAGAAUAGACAAGAAGACAUAUCAAAAGUCUUCGAUAUGGAAGAGAAAUGUGAUGGACAUAUGCGACUGUUGGUAUAACAGUUACGGCGAACGCGAGUCUCAUAAACACGUCGCCAUGAUGGUUCAGCAACGCCAUAAUGCUGCUAUGCGACGUCCCAUUCUCUGUAGAGUAAACAUUCGCUCUUACUUGCUCUUAAUCCGCACUAACGAGAUGCCUAAGGGAUAAGAAUUGUUAACUUUACAAUUUUUGGAAAAAGAAUAGAUAAGUCGACAAUAAUCAUCUCGAUAAUCGAUUGUGAAAUACCCUUGUCUCUUUUGCUGUGCAAACAAGCGGGAGGGAGCUAUAGACAAAAAGAGAGAUAGGAAAAGAAAGGGAAAAGAAAAAAACGGAGAAAGAGGGAGAGAGAGAGAG
Molecule: messenger RNA, 3739 nt
Organism: Polistes dominula (European paper wasp)
Lineage: Eukaryota; Metazoa; Arthropoda; Insecta; Hymenoptera; Vespidae
Gene: IntS8
Product: integrator complex subunit 8
Biological process (GO): snRNA 3'-end processing
Cellular component (GO): integrator complex
Molecular function (GO): protein binding
Source: RefSeq, a predicted model, not a curated record